AGGGCCUCUUACCUCUGCUGAGUUCUAUUUCUCCCAGAAUUCUUCGGAUCUUUCCAAACUAAAAAUGGGGGGGCACUCUUGCUGCUAUAAGCAGAAGCUUCGGAAGGGUCUAUGGUCCCCUGAGGAGGAUGAAAAACUUUUGAGACAUAUUAAUAAGCAUGGCCAUGGCUGUUGGAGCUCUGUUCCUAAGCAAGCCGGCCUGCAGAGGUGUGGUAAGAGCUGUAGGCUGAGGUGGAUCAAUUACCUGAGGCCUGAUUUGAAGAGGGGAACGUUCUCACAGGAAGAAGAAAACCUUAUAAUUGAACUUCACGCAGUAUUGGGAAAUAGAUGGUCUCAAAUUGCGGCGCAAUUGCCCGGAAGAACUGACAAUGAAAUAAAGAAUCUGUGGAAUUCUUGCUUGAAGAAGAAACUGAGGCAAAGAGGCAUCGACCCUGUUACCCACAAACUACUCUCUGAGGUUCAGAAUGGAGACGACAAAGAGAAGGAGCUCAAUGAAUUGAAAGUCCUCAAAUCAGAGAGCCCAAGUUCAGAUGCCACAAAAGCAUAUACACCCACUAUGGAAGGGUGUUCCAGUUUCAAGUAUAACAAUAGCACAAGUAACACCAAUUUGCCAACCAACUGUAGCAGCAAAGAAUUGCUUCCAGGUGGGUUUAAUACGAGCCACACCACUUCAGGACUGAUGGGAAAUUUCCCACUUCAGAUGAAUUAUGCAUCCACUGGUGAUACCUUCUUUGCCAAUUCAAACCCUUCUUCCCAAUGGUUCACCCAAACAGGAAGACCAACAUUCAAUAUGAACCCUGAAUUUGCCUCCAAUUCCAUGUCCACCGUUCUUGCGCCUCCACCCACUUCAUUUCUUGGUGUUCCCUGCGAUGAUGUUUGUGCAGCCUCUUGCGCUGAGAAUGCAUCGCAAUCUCAUUUCUGGGGAUUGACAGAUUCCGAAAAAGAGACCCAAAUUCAAGUGCUGCAAAGCCAAACAGAGGAAGCCAAGUGGGGGGAUUACGUCCAAAACCCAAUCUUGAUGGUGCCCGUGACUCAUCUGGUGUCUGAUAAUUUGGGACUCAUGUUACCCCAUAGCAAGCCGCAAGAAGAACCCUCACAGACUUGUAAUAUGUUUUCCAAGGACAUCCAGAGGCUCACGGCUGCAUUUGGACAUAUAUAGUGACGCCGAUGAUUUUAGUAGUACAGUACAGGUGUGUGCAACAGAUUCUGAUAUUGUACAUACACACUUCUUUCACCCCUGACGCGAAUCAUUUGUCUUCAACCUUUUUAUCUUCUCAAUCCUCAGGUGUGGUGGGUAAAUU
Molecule: messenger RNA, 1301 nt
Organism: Neltuma alba
Lineage: Eukaryota; Viridiplantae; Streptophyta; Magnoliopsida; Fabales; Fabaceae
Product: myb-related protein 308-like
Exons: 3
Coding region: 65-1159 (364 amino acids)
Source: RefSeq, a predicted model, not a curated record